UGCCUGUCUCAGUGUGUAUCAGAUGUUUGAGCCCCAACCGCAGCAGGAUCUUCUCACAGCACCUAUAGAUCUAGGCAGGAAGCUUCAUCACACAGCACUUUCAUUCAGGCCUGAACUUCUAGCUCACUUGAGGAGAAACAUCACCUCUCACUGGAGAUAAGCUUCAAAAGGCGACUCCGCGAGGAGCAUCUGGACCGGGUUGUUUUUUGAAGGCCUUUUGUUAGAUACCCACCACACAGAGGGGCUUCAGACCCAGCCGUACUGCACAGCACAUACCGGGUGGUCUUCAGCGUUGAAGGACGGCAGACUGGUAUCAAAGCCUGGUAAAGGAACAUGAGCCUGCAGAUCCUCUGACCUCCACCCAUAAGCGCUCUGGACUAGCAUGGGCAGUAGGCCCAGUAAAGGCCGGCGUGGAAGCAACUCUCAUGCUGUCCUGCUGAACCAGGAGGAGCCUGCUGAGCCCCACGCCAUGGAUAACGGCAGGUAUGUAGUGGUGGCCCUGUUUGACUACCCGUCAGGAGGUCCGUCGGAGUGCAGCAUUAGGAUUGGGGAGAGACUCAAUGUGCUGUCUGAUGAGGGAGAGUGGUGGAAAGUCAGUUCCUCAGCCACAGGAAACGAGAGCUACAUCCCCAGCAGCUACACAGCGAAAGUCUUCAACAGGUGGCAGUUUGUAGGACUCAGCAGACAAAAAGCAGAGGAACUGCUUCUUCUCCCUUAUAACCAGCCUGGCUCCUUUCUCAUCAGAGAGAGUGAGUCUGAACCUGGUGCUCACACUCUCUCAUUGCGCAAGAGCAGUAGACUGGAGCGGCAUUCAAUCAAACACUACCGCAUCCACCGCAUAGAAAACGGCUGGCACUACAUCUCCCCCCGGCUUACCUUCCCCUCUCUGACACAUCUCGUCGAGCACUACUCAGAAGUGUCUGAGGGCUUGUGCUGUCUGCUGAGAGAACCCUGCUUCAUUCAAGGUUCCAACAAUGUUCCGGUGGUCAGCGGUCCGCCUCCAGUAGCAGUCAGGAAGCCCACUCUGAACUGGAAAGAUGUCAGCAGCUCCAUGAUCUUUGGGCCUCAGAAGGAGGGGAUGGAGGAGUCACUUGUCAGCGAGGGCCUGAAAGAGGCUAUCAGCUCCUACCUUUACAUGACUGAGGAAUGCGGGGAAUGUAGCGGGAACUGGGACACAUGAGACGACCGAGUGUGAGGAAGGAGAACGAGCAGAGGACUGAACUCUUACGCACUACUACUGACAGCAGAGAGAAGCUGUGGAGCCGAAAUGCGGACAGAUUGAGCUCGGCGGGGAUGGACGCAGUGUAGUCCAGGCCUUUGGGCAGUGCAGGACAAAUUGAGACGGAUUACCUAGAGCCAGUGCCGGACCACAAGUACUCUGUGGUCCCGUAAAGACGACUGCUCAGUAGUUCAGUAGUGGUGUGACGAUCUUAGAGACGCCGCAUUUCUUUGAAGGUCCAAGUCGAUCUCUUACAGAUCGUCACUUUUGUUCCAGUGUGGGUGCUGGAGGUGUUCGCGUCACAGAUUUCUGUGUGGACUUUUUCCUUGGAGGCAUGAAAGAAAAAAGGAAACCGAGAGAGAGAGUGAGUGAGUGAGUGAGGGAGCGUGUGACAGAGAGAGAAGGCUGUGCUAGUGGGAGGGGGAAAGCAGCUGGUUUGGGCGAGCGCUCGUUUCCGCUGCUCUCGCACCUCCUGAGGCUCUUUUUCGGUUUACACCCUGCACCUGAGUUUUGGCGCCGUGGAUGCGAGAUUUCAGAGAGUCGAAGCACAAAGUGAAAGACUGAGAAGACUUUGAGACCCAUGAACUUUUUUCUUCCUAUUUUAUUUUUAUUUUUAUUUUUGACUGAUUUAUUAAAGAAUCUUCACCAAAGAUUGGAUCCAUGUUAGAUUUAACUGACAGAUCUUAUUUGAUGCUUUGUAAGCUUUGCAAAUACAGUACAUCUUUAAAUCCACCAUGUGUGUCGUGUAGGAUGUGGGCUGGGUUGUACAGCAUGUUUUGUGUUAAAGGCUGCUUGAAAAAGUGAAA
This is a messenger RNA of Pygocentrus nattereri (red-bellied piranha), 2025 nucleotides long. RefSeq names its product Src-like-adaptor 2 (gene sla2b). The record is from RefSeq and is a predicted model, not a curated record. The transcript has 8 exons. Gene Ontology annotation, molecular function: protein binding. Bases 383 to 1180 code for a protein of 265 amino acids. Lineage: Eukaryota; Metazoa; Chordata; Actinopteri; Characiformes; Serrasalmidae.